Messenger RNA from Hemicordylus capensis (graceful crag lizard), 4172 nucleotides. RefSeq names its product programmed cell death 7 (gene PDCD7). Gene Ontology annotation, cellular component: ESCRT I complex. The coding region runs from base 1777 to 3162 and encodes 461 amino acids. Gene Ontology annotation, molecular function: ubiquitin binding. The transcript is spliced from 7 exons. NCBI's taxonomy places the organism in Eukaryota, Metazoa, Chordata, Lepidosauria, Squamata, Cordylidae. The record is from RefSeq and is a predicted model, not a curated record. Gene Ontology annotation, biological process: ubiquitin-dependent protein catabolic process via the multivesicular body sorting pathway.
GCCUCUGAAGUCCUGCCGAAAGGAAGGGGGGAAAGCUGCUCGUGACUGAUAAAGUGCAUUUCAUAAAUUCCACUGAGCAAAAAACACCUCUUAAGUGUUCUGUUGGGUAGCCAGGAGAUACACAAGAUGGAAAUGAAACAGCUGAUUCAGGAGGCAAGUACUGCCUAAGUGUGUUAUUUCCGUGAAGUGCAAAACGCUGGUGGUUGCAGUGCCAGAGUUCUGUGGCUGGUCUUGUUUUUCAAAAAGUAUUUGGUUUGAAGAGGCUUAAUCACAAGAGCAUUGGCCAGUCAUUGAGAUGUUGCCAUUUGUUGACCAAUGGCUGCUGCAAUUCUGCACUUCAAAGCCACAGCUGAAACAGUUCUUCAGAUGAGAAGAUAUUUCUGCCUUUAUAUUAGAAAGUGGGAAAUGGCACCACAUUGUUGCAAAGUUAGUGAUGUAGUUCUAAUAAGAGAAGUAGAUGGCAGUGAGGCAACAAAACCCAACUUGAGUUAAAAACCGGUACCAUUAAUUGCAUCUUGCUGAAGCAAAAUACAAUGCUGAAGAAUGUAACGUAUCCAACUGCUUAUUAUUAUUGCAUACCUUCUGAUAUAUCACAGGAGCUUAGUGAUGUUAACCCAGAAGCAACAUCAAAGUGAACACUUUGGAGCUAUAUUCAGGUUUCAGCUGUGAAUGUCUUCUGCAUCUCUGUCUGUGCUUGGCCUUCCUUUCUCGAAAUGCCUACAUCGUUAUCUUGACCUUAAGUUUGGUGACUCAAGCCAAGGGUUCCCAACUUUGGGUUCCCAGGUGUUCCUGGACUACAACUCCCAUCAUAGCCAAAGACCAUUGUGGCUGGGGAUGGUGGGAGUUGUAAUCCAGUAACAUCUGGAUACCUAAUGUUAGGAACCCCCAGCUUGAGUGAAUCAGCAGAUGAGGACAAUUAUUGCUUUGCAAGUUUGGUUUAGUGGUUUUGAAAACAAAGGUGCUGUUGGAGCAUAGUAGAGAGAAAUAAAGGCAACAUUGACAGUUUGUCAAUCUUGCCUCCUUUUCAGUUGUAUAAGGAAAGAUCUACCUCAUAUUUGCAUACUCAGGAAGCCAAAACUUACUGGCAUCUUUAACAUUAGGGAAAUCAGCAAGGAAAUGCCAGUUGGAAUAUUUUGCCAAUUGAACAGUCAAGGCUGGCUCACCCAUAGUGCUGAGUUAUGGUUUGGAAUUCCGUGAACAAGUCUUGUGUUUGUAUGCUCCUUCCUCCUUUUGUACUCUUCACCUUCAUUAGUUAGUUCUGCUUCCAUGGAAUCUACUGUUAAUCUGAAUUGGCAAACUAGAAUUCGUAAACCAGGAUUGCAAAUCCUGGUUUGGAGGCAUAGCUUUCUGGUUCAGAUGUAACUGUGGACGGGCUUCUGUGCAAAUAAAAGAUACUCACCAAAGCACAACCACAGGGUUUAUCCAUCUAAAUCCAAACCAUGGUUUUACCACUACAUGUGCCUGAUUGAAGGCUGUUACUUCUUUACAGAUAAUAAGAUCCAUUUUGAUCAGCCUAAAUACUAAUGAGAGAGAAUUUCUCCAUUUUCUGGAAAGUUGAACUGUUGACUCCAUGUACCAUCUGUUGAUGUAAAGGAGUGGCUCCAUUAAGAGUGGCUGCAAAAUUAUCCUGCAUUCAUGCACUUUGUGAAUCUGUGCAAUACUUUAGUCUAAACUGGACAACGAGCUGGGUGGUUUCUUUCUAAGAUAUAAUCCACCAGGAAGUUUUCCCAGGGAAGCUACGUCAAAGUGCAUUUGGUGCUGAACACAAGAAGCAGCAUGAAUUGCCUGGAUGACGUGCCAUUCAGAAUGACUGCAAGUUUUGUAGAAGAUCCUGUGGAUGAGGCAAACUUUGUGCAUGCGCCUGAGAUUGAAAUGCCCGACUGUGAAGAGAUCUUGAUGUGUGCAAUGCAUGAUUUCUCCCUGGAGAAGAAGGUCCUGUAUUGGAUCGACUCUGCCUCUCGACAAGACACUCCCUGGUUCGAAGUGACCACCGAGAUCGUCCCCACGGCUCCACCUUGCUGGCUUCUCUUGGUGGACUCGAAAGAAAAUGUGGCUGCCGGCCAAGAGGCCCCUGGCGACAAGACCAAAGUCGUGACCCCCGUGCGGAGAUGUGUGAGCCUCAGCACCGCUGUGGGGAAGUUCAGUUGCGCCAAGAACAAAGGUCGGCUGAUCAGCGAGGAAAACAGGGGCCAGUGCUCUGAAGAGGAGGAGGAGAGCUCCGGCGGCGAGGAGAUUUCCACGGCCACCUCUGCCGAAAGCGAUGGAGAAGAACGGCCCGCCUCCUACCCCAAGCACAUCCCCAGCACCUUGCCACGGUUCCAGAGUCUUCCCCAGUGUAGACCAAAGACUUCGCCAGUGCUGCUGCUGGAUGCCCCUUCGGAGAGCAGCUGCCCCAAGCCAGCUCUGCUCAAGCAAAGGCGGUCCAUGCUUCUCUUUGACAACGUGAAGAAUGAGCUGGAAGGUGCCAAGAAAAGGCUCUCGGCGUUCAUGCACCCCGUGAACCAGGCGUCGGCGGAAUCCAGCUUGGCUUCCCGAGCUUUCUCCCUCCACCAGCGCUCCCGCAGCAGCAAGACCCUGCGAUACGGCCUGACCUCAGACGUGUCCCUGGUGGAGACGCUAAUCCCCACACCACCACCUGCCCGCUGUCGUAACCCAAGGCCACUCACCGCCGCAGGAUUCGUCCCUCCAAUCCAAAAGCACAAGCCCACCGUUGCCUCUCUCAGCCCUUAUUCCUGCCUCCCGCCCCCUCCAGGGACCCAGCGACCUUUCGGUUCCCACAGAACUCCUCCUGACUCGACGGCCGACCUGCUCUCCGCGCUCAGCCAAGAGGAGCGUGACCUCAUUGAGCCAGUUUUAGCCCUGGGUUAUCCGAUACGCCGGGCUAUCCUUGCUCUGCAGAAGACAGGGAGGCAGAGUUUGGGACAGUUUCUCAGUUACCUGAGUGCCUGCGACAAGCUGCUGAAACAGGGUUACGAGGAGGCCCAAGUGGAGGAAGCCAUGGAGAUGUUCCAGAACUCCGAGAGGAAGGCUGCGGAAUUUCUCCAUCUCUUAGCGCAGUUCCACGACAUGGGAUUCCAGCAAGCUGAAAUCAAGGAAGUCCUCCUGCUCUGCGAGAACCACAGAGAUAAGGCGCUUGAGGAACUCAUCACACGAACCCAGUGAGCAGACUGCUGGUCGCAAAGCGGCCUCUUUUCACUUCUAUGAAGGGGCACAACACACCACAGGCCACUGACAUGGAAGGAUGCUAGAUGGACCAGCCAGAGACUAAGUCCGUCUGGUCCAACCUUCAGUCCCCAAGACCCCACCAGUCAGAUACCACUGAAAGAGCAGGAAAAUUUCAGCCAUCCUGGUUUUUCCUUUUUUCCUCAGCAGCUGGUGCCCUAAGGUAUACUGCCUUUGAGCAUGGAGGUUCCAUUUAAUUAUCACCCUUAACAAUGAGAGGCUCCUCCGCUACUUGACCUAAUCUACUUGACCUUUUUUAAAAAUUUAUAAGCUGACUAAGCAAGUGACAGUCCCUACAUCUUGUGGCAAGAAACGAUAGCAGGUACCAGGCGCAUCCCUGCCUGCGCUCUCACAUACGCAAGCCUGGAAAUUCAGUGCGCACACAAGCUCCAUCAGCUGCUCCACAUCUUCCAUCUGUUUGCAAAUAUAUGUGCUGCAGCACCGGCAAACGGAGCCAUCCACAUUUCCUUGCACCUUGGCAGCUCCGAUAACGCACACCAUCAGGCUGGAUUUAGGGUCUAAAAUAUUCUGUUUUGUCCGUUCCAGCUUUAUAGGCCACGUCCUGACUUAUUGGCAUUGGGAGUUGGAUUCUUUCCCUGUAACUGCUCCCCUGAAUGACCAUAUUCUGCUUUCCCCCUUCAUAUACAAGUAGAGCUGGGGGGGGGGCAGCGCUGAAACCUCUCUCUCCCCCACCCCGCCCACCAGUCACCACCCCAUGGAAUGCACAUCUCUACCUGAUGAAUGGCCAGCCUGCAAGCAGAGAGAGGAGCAAGCUUUGGCAUCCCCCUGGCUCAUUAGGACCAGCGGUUCCUGGCACACACCCCCCCCCCAAAUGCCAGUAUUUCCCAUGCUCUGCUUUCAGCUUCAUGUUUUCCUGUGUUUCUCCAGUAAUAACUCAGCAUCUGACAACAUGGGUGGUUGUUGCCACCCACAAAAGUUUCUGCAAUAUU